Molecule: messenger RNA, 702 nt
Organism: Enterobius vermicularis (human pinworm)
Lineage: Eukaryota; Metazoa; Nematoda; Chromadorea; Rhabditida; Oxyuridae
Source: the annotation of a GenBank genome assembly
AUGGGCUGUAUAAAAUAUUUAUUUCUCUUCUGGGUGAUACCCGUUUUUGGUGAUGAAUUCUCGUACACUAUACUCGUCCCACCUGGCAAGGUUGACUGUUAUCAUCACACGAUUGCGUUAGAGAAGUAUCAUUCAUUUGAGGUCGAUUACCAGGUUACUGGAGGUGGUUCAGCAGAUAUAAGUUUCUAUAUCCUUUCACCGAAGGGUGCUCGUGUCGUAUCAGAUAUGAAACGAAACGAUGGAUCACACAGGAUUUUGUUAGAUGAUGCUAGUGCAGGUCGUGGUGAUUAUUCAUUUUGUUUUGAUAAUGCAUAUAGCCUUCGGAGCGAGAAACGUGUGUUCUUUGAAUUUUUUUUGAUGGAUGCAGCUGGGCAGUUUCUUGGUGGUUUUGAUGAAAAAGUUAUAGUUAGUGCUGAAGCUCUUCGAGAACUAGGCACCCACAUCGAUAAUUUUGAGAAAGUAACGACGAAGGUGAAAGAUAACUUGAAUAAGAUUGAACACAUCCAGAGACAGUACUCUUCUCUUGAGCUUGCUGAUAGAACUGCUUUGGAACAGAGUUUCGAACAAAUAAAUUUCUGGAGUACUAUUCAUCUUGGAGUCAUGUUAUUCUCUGUCGUCGUUCAGGUUUCUAUGGUAAGGUCUUUAUUCGAGGAUAAUUCAAGAGUCGGUCGAAUUUUAAGGAAGGGAAGGUUUAACGAUUGA